Kockovaella imperatae is the source of this 2544-nucleotide messenger RNA. RefSeq lists its product as hypothetical. Bases 1 to 2544 code for a protein of 847 amino acids. Lineage: Eukaryota; Fungi; Basidiomycota; Tremellomycetes; Tremellales; Cuniculitremaceae. The transcript has 7 exons. Gene Ontology annotation, cellular component: plasma membrane. The record is from RefSeq and is a predicted model, not a curated record.
AUGUCUGGUGAGGGCCCAUCACGGUUCAAAUCCCGAUUCUCAAUCCUGUCCCUCUUACCCGCUCGUCAUCCCCCCCUUCAAGUAUCUGAACCUCUGCCUCCGGUCCCUAUUCGACCGCUCGAUACUUUCGCCUCUGCUUCUACCUCCUCACCAGCGACCUCUCACAUUCAACCUCGGAUCAAGACUCGCCAUGUCGAUGCUGUGAAACGUCCUGCACUCGUCUCGAAAUCCUCCUCCAUCUAUAGUCCCGCAAAAUCCGAGUAUCCCGAACCGUCAGACGGAUCACCACCUCUUUUACCUCCUCUGCCAUACGCUUCCCAACCCCCAAAACGUCCGUAUCGACCUAAGGACAGAAACCCGCCAUUGUCUGAGCAUUCUUCAUCGUCCUUGACGAAUGUCUUGGGUUCGAAGCCUGGUGCAUCCUCCUCGCCUCAUCGUCGACCACCGCCUCUUGAUCUCAGCAAGACUCGUCAAGCGUACCCUCGCGUAGGCGAUGUCAUAGCUACAACCGAUACAGUUGAACCCGAACAGGAGCAUGGACAUCUUAGACAUACUCCCUCAAGGCGGGCCGGUUGGUUCCGUCUCUCGCCUCAUGAAAAGCCUCCGAGCCCGGCCAAAUCAAAAACUCCAAAGUCUAAGCGGAAGCCCGUCAAGGAGGAGAAGCUCGAUCCAUUCGACGUCUGUGAAGUAGAGCCUGGCCACCAGUACCCCUCAUGGCGAGAAGGCAGAGUUUCCAUCCAUCCUGGUGAGGUUGUACCUCGCGGUGUGUUGCAGAACAUCACUCCGACAAUCCGAGCCGAGAAGACCUCGAGUUUCCAUCUGCAACCGCCACCAGCCGGGCGACAUCGAGGCGAUGAGAGUCCAGGCGAGGCAUACGACUCAGUCUUGCACAAUGUUCUCCUCACUCCCACCUACCUUGGCCCUUCACCCACCUCUCUCCACGACUCGCAUCGGAUGAACCGACGAAAGACUCUGCUCGACCGCGUUGGUGAUGUGGUCAGGAAUCAAAGCCACAAAUGGGUCGGCAAAUCUACCCUUUGGACCCAAAAUGAGGGCUCUGCAGAUCGAGUCGUACGUGAGAUGCGCGAGAGAGAGAUGAGGGACAUGGACAGGUUCAGAAUGGCCACUCGAGGCAUUUCAUUACAUUCGGAAGAACACCUGGUGCCGCCUCGACAGGUCGUAUACGCUUCCGAGGUGCCUAGCCGAAGUACAGACUACAUGUACCCGAGGCGAUCGCCAGGUAAAGAGGAGUGGAGUCUGGGCAACAAGCGCAAGUACAGGUCACACGACGGAUCUCGAGCGUGGUGUUGUCUGCGUCGAAAAGAGAAGAAGGACGAGCAAAAGAAGAACAAGAAGAGCAAGAGAUAUAAGUGCCUGAUGAUACUUGUGAUCGUAAUCCUCGCUGCGCUCACCAUUGGACUCUGUACCGCUCUUUUGACUCAAUCCGGCGCAGAUAACUCGUCUCACAACUCGUCAUCGGAUAAGAAUGAUCCAACUAUUCCAGCUAAUACAACUUCGCCGACUACCUCAAAAAGCCUGGCAACGUGUCUGGACCUCUUCAUGAGCUCUGCGCCCGGCUCUCCCGGUACAUACCCAUGUUCCGACUGCGUCCCGCUCUUAACGUCGGCGACGAAUGACUUUGAGUCAGACCUGAUAGGCGGCAAUUCUACGGGCGUGGGAGCAACUUUGCAAUUCUGUGCAUUGAUGGAUAUCCUUCAUGAGGCUCAAGGACCUCUGAGCGGUUUGGGUUGGGGCAAAGAUGCGAGCCCUUGUGCUUGGAACGGCGUGUCUUGCGACUCCAGAGGGAGAGUGGUCAGCAUAGGGCUCAAGUAUCCCAACGUCCCAAACUUGCUGCCGAGGACUCUGGAGAACAUAGUCUCGCUGUCAUCCCUCAGCAUCAUUGGCAAUAAUUCCGUACCGAGCGGCGAUUUCUACUCCGACAUCCUGGCACUGCAGAAUCUGACGAGCAUCAACUUACAGUACACUGGUCUUCGGGGUGAUCUUUCGACUGCGGACUUUCGACAGGCCACACGACUUUCCACAUUGUCCUUGAUCAAUAAUGCCAAUCUAGCUCCGAAGAUGCCAGAUCUGGAGAAGAAUUCGGCGCUGAAGACUUUCGUUAUGACCGGGCAGGGACUCGGCGUUUUGAGCGAGAACAAUCUGCCUAGCUCGUUGAAGUAUCUGGACCUGUCAUACAAUGCUUUCGGCGGCCAAGUCCCCAACUUCUCAUCUCUGACAUCUCUGACCACCCUGUUCUUGUCGAACAACAACUUCACCUCUCCUCCAACAUCACUGCCUUCUACCCUGUCAUCGCUGCAACUCACUUCGAAUGCCGCUUUGACAGGUUCCAUGCCUCUCUCUCUCUGCUCGAGCCCAGCGCUGUCGGACUGCGAUCUGAGAGGCACAAACUUACAGAGAAGUUCCAUCGUUCCGCGGCUUUCGGCCUCCUCGACCACGGGUACGAGCAGUGUUUCAAGGAGCAGCGCGAGCGUCAACCCGAGUCCGAUCCCUUCCCUUACAUCGUGUGGAACUUGCAGGCUAUAG